Molecule: messenger RNA, 2835 nt
Organism: Protobothrops mucrosquamatus (brown spotted pit viper)
Lineage: Eukaryota; Metazoa; Chordata; Lepidosauria; Squamata; Viperidae
Product: serine/threonine-protein kinase Nek5
Exons: 22
Coding region: 87-2228 (713 amino acids)
Biological process (GO): protein phosphorylation
Molecular function (GO): protein kinase activity; ATP binding
Source: RefSeq, a predicted model, not a curated record
GGACGAUAAGGCGGGGUGUAAAGAAAACACGCCUCCGCGGGCGCUGAAGAAGCUGCUGCUUCCACCGUCUGCGGACCUUAAGAAUCAUGGAUAAUUAUGUAAUAAUUAAAAUGAUUGGAGAAGGAGCAUUUGGCAAAAUAUUCUUAGCCAGAAAAAAAGAGGAUAAUCAACAAUGUGUUAUCAAGGAGAUCAAUUUAACUAAGAUGCCAAGGAAGGAAAAAGAAUCAUCUCAGAAAGAAGCAACUCUUCUAGCCAAAAUGAAGCAUCCCAAUAUUGUAGCUUUCUACACUUCCCUUCAAGAGAAAAAUAACUUGUAUAUUAUGAUGGAAUAUUGCAAUGGAGGUGACCUAAUGAAAAGAAUAAAUAUGCAACGUGGAGUGCUCUUUGAUGAGGAUAAGAUCUUGGGUUGGUUCGUGCAAACUGCCUUAGGCCUGAAGCAUAUACAUGACAGGAAGAUUCUGCACAGAGACAUAAAAACACAGAACAUUUUUCUUAGCAAUGAUGGAAAAACAGCAAAACUGGGAGAUUUUGGGAUUGCAAGGAUGUUGAACAAAGAUAUAUGGUCUCUUGGCUGUGUGUUAUAUGAGUUGUGUACUUUAAAGCAUCCUAUAAAGAAUUAUUUGCCACCUGAGAUCAUUGAAGCAGAAUUCAGUCAUACUGUUAUUCACAGGAAAAAGUCAUCAGCUUCAUCAUUAGGUCAGAAACGAAGACUCCAUGAUUAUCGUUCUCCCAAAAUCAAGAUGGAAAUGCUUCCUAGAAAAUUAGUGUAUAAAAAUGAAUGCUAUUCUCCUUCAAGGAUUCAGGAUCCAAUUAUUAAGCCCUUGGGUCCUGCGUUUAAAAUAUGUAAGAAGCCAGAGGUCAUUAGAAUGUGUGGACAUUAUGACCAUUAUUACGUAAAGCUGGCAAGCCUGCAAAAGAGAGCGUUAGUCCAAGAUGAUGAUCCCUGUAUUGGCCAGAGAAUGGAAGAAUAUUAUAAGCAGAAAGGACAAGAACCACCUCCGCCUCCACCUCAUGGGCCUUCAGAAUAUCUUCAGAGACGAUUUAAUGCUCAGCAAAACAAGUUAAAAGUAGAGAAGCAACUGGGGCUACGGCCAUCUUCUGCUGAAUUUUGUCAGCUGCAGAAUCAAGAAAUGAAGGAAGAACAGCUCAAAGUCUGUAAUAAUGCUCUUCCUCAAAAAAAUGAAAUGAAAGAACAGGAAUACCUGAAGCAGUUAUAUGAAAUUCGCCAACAGUACCAGAGUGAAGUAAAUGAAAUUCGCCUUAAAGCAGUUAAGGUUAAUGAAAAUAAAAACAUAAGGGACAAAACCUAUAUUGUGAAACUGGGAAAGAGUGAGGACCAGUCUGUUCCUGAUACUAAUUAUGAAGAAAGAAAUGAACCAGGCCAGGACAUGGAACAAAACCUGAAACAAAUUGGUCUACAGAGAUGGCAGGAGAAGAACAAUCCAGAAGUACAACAGAAAGCAAAGAGAGGGGUAAAGUUUCAGAUUGAUCUAACAGACGAUGCAGCAGAUGAGAAAAACAUCCCGGAAGAAAAUGAGCAGCAUGAUAAACUUAAUGAAACACUGACUUUUGAACAUGGAGAAAACCUUAAGAAAAAACUGGCAAACUAUGAGGAAGAAUUACGGCACUGGAAGAUGGAAGCUGACAAUGAAGAUGCGAUAAAUGACAGAAAACACUGGCAAAUCUCAACUCCACAGACACUAUUGAAUCACUUAGAAAAUGUAGAUACCACAUCUGUAUGGAAUACUAUGGAUGAAGCUGGCCAGGUAAAUGAAAUACAAUCUGAGUUCCCUGAAAUUAGGAAAAAAUGGAGCCCAAGAUUACCAAGUACUCUAAUGAACAUGUUAGCAGAAGCAGAAUGUACCAGUGACACCUUGUGCCAAACUGAAGAACAUAAAGAAACAAUAAAUCAGGGGAUUCCAGAAUCUAUUAAAGAUGCUCCAGGAGUUAAUUUGGCUGCUAACCCAGAUGAAAGUAAAGUUGAUCCAAGAUCAGAUGAUGAAGAUACAAACUUUGAAGAAUCUGAAGAUGAACUGAGAGAUGAGCUAGUGGAAUCUUUAGAAAAUGUGGUAACAUCUCUAGAGGAGGAAAUUUCAAGAAGUCCAGUUGAAUCGGCAAACAUGGAACAACAAAAACAAUUUACAGACGAUAGCAAACUUAGCAAAUCUAAUGACAGUUUGGAAAAUAAUAAUGACUUGGCUGGAGAAAAACAAAGUGCAAUCAGUUAACACAUUCUUGGGUAAUAAAUACUUAAGAAUUAAUAAUAACCAAUUGUAUACAUGUUAAGACCAGAGUUUAGAAAGUGGGUGCUUAAUAUUUUCGUUAUAAAUUUUACACAGUAGCCUAGUAUAUCAAAGUAAAAAUCUCUAGAGCUGGAAUUCUUCUCUCUUGGUUUGUAUAUAUCUCUUUGCUAUUAAUAAACUGUCAGUGUAGAGAUACUUUCAAGGAUGCACCUCAAUAACCAAAUUUAUAACACCAAUAAAUAUAGAGCUUUACUACUCAUCACCAUGUUUCAUUUUUUUGGAUGAAAACAGAUCUUAACUUAAUCUAGAUCUAAUUCUCAAUAAAAUGGUAAACCUGGAUCUGGGCUGGACUAAUUCUUUUGUUGGUGAGGGAGCUUAAGUAUUUGAAUUCUCCAAUGGAGGAAAUAUAUCUCAGUAUGACAGCAAAAGUUAAGAUUAUUUUAACCUAACUUCGUUGAAUGUACUAAUUUUAUGAGUGGGGAAUUCAGUUCUAUAUUGCCUCAGCAAUCCUUUAAAAAAAACAAAUUCAUAUGUAAAUUGAUUUUUCUGAGGUCAUUAUCAUAUAUGUUAUCUGACAACUUCAGAUAAUGUA